AUGAAUUUAAAAAAUGAAUUUUUAAAUAACAACUAUAUUAUUAUCAAAAAUUUUUUAAAUGGAAAUCAAAUAGACAAUUUAUUCAAAGAAAUAGAAGAGCAAGUUAAUAUUUUAAUAUCAAAAUUAUACACACAGGGAUUAAUAAAGAAAGACUACAGUAAGGACGAAUCAUUAAGUUUAAAUGAAAAGCUGGUUGGUGCAGAAAGUGAAUUUAUAGGGUCUUCGAUUUUACUACACACCGAAUUUGCCAGUAGAUUAAAGAAAUCAUUUGGUGAAAAUUUAUUUCAAAAUUCAAAACUUUUAGAUAUAAUAGAACAGUUAUUGGGAACUAAAAACAUAUCUGGGCAUCCAGAAUGGAAUUUAAGAUCAAAAACACCCAACAAUAGAUAUUUCAAUGUUCCAUGGCACCAAGAUUCUGCAUACCUCGAAAAAGGAGCAGAGUUUUUUGAUCAAGUAACUGUCUGGAUAGCAUUGGUCGAUAUAACCGAUAACAUUGGUCCAUUACAAAUAAUUAAAAACAGCAAUAAUAAUAAUAGCACCACCAGAGAACUACUAACACAUAAAUUGGAAAGAAUUGUAAAUAAAGAGUACAAAGAUUCAUGGUAUUUGCAAAUUGAACAAGAUGAAAUCAUGGAUAAGCUAGGUUUUAACAGUGAAAAAGAACUAAAUGAUCAAAUAGUAACAUGCUCGCCACUACCCAAAGGCUCAAUCGUAAUAUUUACAAAUAAAACAAUUCAUAGAAGUUUACCAAAUUUAUCAAAAUCAAACGAAAUCCGUUGGACUAUGGAUAUUAGAUUUCAAAAAUCAAGCGAUCCCUCUGGUUUCUCACCCAUAGAUUUAGAAUCACCCGAAAAAUCAAAUGAAGAAAAAAUGAAUCUAAGAUCAUCUUCCAAAGAAAUAAUACCAAUUAACUAUAAUAUAUGGUCACCAACUAACAAUCAAGAAAUAUUAAUGUCACUAAAUAAUAGCAAUCAAACAACGGAUGGCGAAAAGAAUUUAAGUGACUAUUCUAUUGAUGGGCCAUGGUUUAAUCGUUGGAAAUAG
This is a messenger RNA of Dictyostelium purpureum, 1044 nucleotides long. RefSeq lists its product as uncharacterized. Bases 1 to 1044 code for a protein of 347 amino acids. The record is from RefSeq and is a predicted model, not a curated record. NCBI's taxonomy places the organism in Eukaryota, Evosea, Eumycetozoa, Dictyosteliales, Dictyosteliaceae. The transcript has a single exon.